Trypanosoma cruzi is the source of this 1581-nucleotide messenger RNA. RefSeq lists its product as uncharacterized. Gene Ontology annotation, molecular function: metal ion binding. The record is from RefSeq and is a predicted model, not a curated record. The transcript has a single exon. Bases 1 to 1581 code for a protein of 526 amino acids. Lineage: Eukaryota; Euglenozoa; Kinetoplastea; Trypanosomatida; Trypanosomatidae.
AUGAGCACCAGUAGCAUUGACGGGAUGGAUGGGCUCAUCGGGGCCGCCACCGCGUUCUUACGGGCGAUGGGUGAUGAUCAGCGUGAGGGCUCAAUUGAGUGGAUGGAGCGGAGAAAGCAGGCUCUAUUUGAGGGAGAGACCAGAGAUGAAGAGAUGGGGGUGAGCGAGUUAUUGGAAAGGGUACACGAACGUCUUUCUGGUGUUGGCAAGGGAAUCGCCGUCGGAGCAACGAUGCCAACUGGGGUGGAUGCGAAGGGAGGCACGUACUGGUUUGGUAAGAGGCCUCUUCCUGGCUUGACGGAGGAAGAGGUGGACGCGGCGCUGCAGUGGCUGUCGGAGGAGGAGCGUCGGCAACUUGCAGAUGAGUUUGAUGCAUUGCGAAAUGAUGGGUUUGUGAUACUGCGUACGCGUCACGUAGACCCGGCACCUGUGGGUGAAACAGUAGUGAAACGGGAUUCAGAAACCCAUGAUGAGGACAAUGGGAGGAAUAGUGACAAUGCUGACAUUCCAAUGAGCCCUAAUAGGAGUGACGGUAAAAGCAUGUUUUUUGGAGGGAACCUGUUGGAGGUGAGCUACGACGAAGAGGCCUGGCCGUUAAGCACACGACGCGAGAUAUGUGCCAUGGCACCGGAAGGCCAGGAAAUGGAAAAAAAGGCUGCCGCCAGUUUUGAUAAACCAAACAUGUACAGUAGGGAUGCCGCUGCGCCCAAAACUGUUUUUUCAUCGGAUUCACUUGAAUGUGCCACGCCCUCCUAUGAGAAGGAACAGAGUGACUACAUUCGCGAUAAGGUUCGUAUGAUGUUACUUGCGAAUCGUGUGGCAAAAGAUGUUGAGCGCAACAUUGUUGACGCCGCAUUGGGUGUGGCUCAGGAAUGGAGGAAAGAGCGAGAACGCAGGUUAGAGUUGCUUUUGGAACGACAGACGGAGGCCUUGCGGGACGCGGUUCGGGUGAUGGAGUCACUGAAGACCUUACAUCGUAGGGCGAUGGGCGAGUACGUGGAGAACCCUUACCUCAUGCAGACGUGGCAGCGCAACGAGUCCGCUCAGGUAUGCCACAAGUGCCGACGUCCCUUUAAUUUGCUCGUUAUGCGGCAUCACUGCCGUCGCUGUGGCCUCAUUUUUUGUCAGCGUUGCUCUUCUUACGCCGGGAUGCUCCCUGACAAAAACGCCAAGCGGCAAGUGGCCUCUCAGUGGUUACGCUUGUGCCAAGACUGCUAUGAGAUCUGCUGCGAAUAUCAGAAAUGCGUGAGCACCUCAUUUGCUGUUCCAAGGGGUCGUUGCGAGCGAGAGAGCCGUGCCCCGGAAACCCCCUCCUCAAUUUUGCUUUCAAAGUAUCCAAAUGACGACGGUGUCCUCGAGGACAAAUUACCGCCCUUCUAUGUAGUGCUUCCUGAGGAGUGGUAUACGGUGAGGACGAUAACGGCGUCGGGGUGGCUGAACGUCAUCCGGAAUGUUCCGUAUAUGUUCUGUGAGAAUUUCCAGGACGGGGUCAGUUCCCUUUCUCGGAUGGCUCGCCCAGGCCUGGAACGUCUGCUGUCGUCCACGACGGAAUCCGUAAAACGUAUUACGGACGAAAAGUAG